CCCUCUCACCUACAAGAAUUUCCAGGCACUCAUCAGUCACAUGGAUGCCGUGGAAUCACCCGCUGAGAUCAUCACUGCUGAGGUCAUGAGGAAGUGUGCCACGCCCAUCAGUGAUGACCAUGACGACAAGUUUGGCGUGCCCUCCCUGGAGGAGCUUGGCUUUGAGACCGAAGGCCUGGCUACAGCAGUAUGGCCAGGGGGAGAGACGGAGGCCCUCACUCGCCUGGAGAGGCACCUGGAGAGAAAGGCAUGGGUGGCCAACUUUGAGCGUCCCAGGAUGAACGCCAACUCCCUGCUGGCCAGCCCCACAGGCCUCAGCCCCUACCUCCGCUUCGGCUGCCUCUCCUGUCGCCUCUUUUACGUCAAACUCACUGACCUCUACAGGAAGGUGAAGAAAAACAGCUCACCGCCCCUCUCGCUCUAUGGCCAGUUGUGGCGCAAGUUCCUCUACACCACAGCCACCAACAACCCCCGCUUCGACAAAAUGGAGGGCAAUCCGGUGUGUGUGCAGAUCCCCUGGGACCGCAACCCGGAAGCGCUGGCCAAGUGGGCCGAGGGGAGGACAGGGUUCCCCUGGAUUGACGCCAUCAUGACCCAGCUGAGACAGGAGGGCUGGUUCCACCACCUGGCCAGACAUGCUGUUGCCUGCUUUCUCACUAGAGGAGACCUGUGGAUCAGCUGGGAGGAGGGCAUGAAGGUAGAUACUGGGGGAAGGAGAUGUUAG
Oncorhynchus nerka (sockeye salmon) is the source of this 724-nucleotide messenger RNA. Its product is annotated as cryptochrome-1-like. Gene Ontology annotation, molecular function: DNA binding; FAD binding. Gene Ontology annotation, cellular component: cytoplasm; nucleus. Bases 41 to 724 code for a protein of 227 amino acids. Gene Ontology annotation, biological process: negative regulation of DNA-templated transcription; entrainment of circadian clock by photoperiod; circadian regulation of gene expression. The transcript is spliced from 2 exons. Lineage: Eukaryota; Metazoa; Chordata; Actinopteri; Salmoniformes; Salmonidae. The record is from RefSeq and is a predicted model, not a curated record.